CUCGAGCCAUUGUGUUUCUUGUUAUUUUAUUUGCAGGUUCGGCCCUGUGAAAACGACAAGUAAUAAACUAGCUUUUGGAGGAGAGCAGAAGAUGGCGUUAACCGGGAUCUGACUUGCCAUUGAAAGUUGCCGGAGAGGAAGCUAGAAGAAGCAGUUUUAUGGAAGACGACGGCGAGUCCUUGUGAUGAGAGAAUAAUUCCCCAACAAUGGGUUCACAUGGGUUCUCAAUCGUAGAACAGCUAUUCAACCAUGUGAAAAUGCAAAUGAAACUGAAGUUUUUGAGACUAAAAGGGUCUCCAGAUUCAGUGACCUAUAUCAGCACAUGAAGACUGGGCGGGACAUAUCAAUGGUUGUUGUUGUAAUUGAUAAACUUCCAAGAGAAACCCAGUCGACUUCAAAUGGUGUCCGGUCUAUCAAGGAUUUCAUUGUGGUUGAUGAACUACUGAAACCAGUGCAAUUCACACUUUGGGAUGAGUUGGCGCUAACAAAGGGAGUUGAAAUCUUUGAGGAACUAACUCAAAAAAAGUAUCCUAUAGUGAGCCUAGAAGACAUUAAGGCUACCGACUUCAAAGGGAUAUCUUUGACUUCAAUGUCUCAUUCAACAAUCACUCUGAAUUCCGAUUUGCCUCGUGCUGCAGAAUUGGAGAAAUGG
Messenger RNA from Cuscuta epithymum, 652 nucleotides. Lineage: Eukaryota; Viridiplantae; Streptophyta; Magnoliopsida; Solanales; Convolvulaceae. The record is from the annotation of a GenBank genome assembly.